Molecule: messenger RNA, 1362 nt
Organism: Ricinus communis (castor bean)
Lineage: Eukaryota; Viridiplantae; Streptophyta; Magnoliopsida; Malpighiales; Euphorbiaceae
Exons: 5
Coding region: 178-1239 (353 amino acids)
Biological process (GO): post-translational protein targeting to membrane, translocation
Cellular component (GO): endoplasmic reticulum; endoplasmic reticulum membrane
Source: RefSeq, a predicted model, not a curated record
UAGAACAAGAGUAUGAUUUCUGAAAACAAACAUAGCCUUAAGUGAAAUCGUUGCUUUGCUUCUGUUACAAACCAAACAGGCAAAAAAACGUAAAAAAGGAAAAGAAAAUUUUUCUUUCAAAGAUCAAAGGAAGGAAAAUAUUUAAAAAACGAAGAGAGAAAGAGAGACAAUAGAGAGAUGAAGAAGUCAGGAGCAGAGAAGAAAAGGGUGCGAAGAUCAUCAGGUGCCGUACAGAACGGCACCAGAGAUCCCAAUUCUGAUACCCCUCCUAGGAAACAAUCUGCAAAGAAGGACGUGUUCCAGUUAUUUGCUGAGAAGGUGAGAGACCACAAAGAUUUGGUUUCUCGUUGGGCAGUUUUGCAGGAGACACGUGUUGAAUACUUUCGAGGGAAAGAUUUUGUAAGUUUCCUGAAGAAUCAUCCAGAGCUUAAAGAUGUCUUGGAAGCAAAUAAAAAUUUUGAGGUUGAAGAAAUUGCUAAUGCCUUAUUAAAAAAGAACCUUUUAGUCCGUUGUGAUCGUGUGGUGAAAACAGUUCGUCCGGGGAAGAAAAAGUUGUCUACCUGGCCAGCUCAUUUAGAGAUCUUCCCUGACCAAGUAUUUUCAGAAAAUGAUGCUUUUUUCGCAUGGACAUUCGUAAAACGACGGCCCCUGUGGCAGACACUUCUCUCAUUUUUUUGGCCAGUUUUGACACUAGCGAUUUGCUUGUUUCCGGUAUAUCCUCAUCGGUGCAAGCUUUUAAUUCUCUACUCAUGUGCAGGAGUGCUUUUAUUAAUACUCUCCCUGCUUCUGUUAAGAGCUGCAGUUUUUGGUGCUCUAUAUAUCAUUCUCGGAAAGCGUAUUUGGUUUUUCCCUAACAUCCUUGCUGAAGAAGCUACUUUGCGAGAAUUGUUCCGAUUGUGGCCCAAGAAAGAUGAGGAGGAACGGCCUAAGUGGACAGCAAGGCUUUUCUAUGCAGUCGUAGCUGUGUUGAUCAUAUUACUGCUGAGGCAUCAUGCCCCUGACGAAGCAGCUAGAGCUAGGUAUCAAAAGCGUAUGUCCAAUAUCAUUGAUGAUGUUCUUGAGUGGUCUCCAAGGUUGGCAUUGUCUGGGAUGAUGGAGAAGCAACAGACUGUGGUUAAUGCUACAGAGCCCGAUGAAGGUAUUGCAGAUGGGAGUAUGACAAACUCGGAGCAAAUCAAGGAUGAAGCAUUUGGAAAUGGAGAGGAAAGCGAACAACCUCAGCAUCAAGAUCAAAUAUAAUGAUAGAAAGUGCAAUACUGAGCAGAGGAUAGAUACAGUACCUUUUUCUUUUGGUUUUAAUCUUUCAUUUUGAGUGUAAAACUGUAAUCAAACAGUAAAAUAAAGCAGUUGGCUUUUGUUUAA